GAUUCCUGCAGAGGAUCAAGAGAGCACGUGGACCUCGCACAGCCUCUCCCACAGGUACCAUGAAGGUCUCCGCGGCGGCCCUCGCUGUCAUCCUCAUUGCUACCGCCCUCUGCGCUCCUGCAUCUGCCUCCCCAUAUGCCUCGGAUACCACACCCUGCUGCUUUGCCUACAUUGCCCGCCCACUGCCCCGUGCCCACAUCAAGGAGUAUUUCUACACCAGUGGCAAGUGCUCCAACCCAGCAGUCGUCUUUGUCACCCGAAAGAACCGCCAAGUGUGUGCCAACCCAGAGAAGAAAUGGGUUCGGGAGUACAUCAACUCUUUGGAGAUGAGCUAGGAUGGAGAGUCCUUGAACCUGAACUUACACAAAUUUGCCUGUUUCUGCUUGCUCUUGUCCUAGCUUGGGAGGCUUCCCCUCGCUAUCCUACCCCACCCGCUCCUUGAAGGGCCCAGAUUCUACCACAUAGCAGCAGUUAUAAAAACCUUCCCCAGGCUGGACGUGGUGGCUCAUGCCUGUAAUCCCAGCACUUUGGGAGGCCAAGGUGGGUGGAUCACUUGAGGUCAGGAGUUCGAGACCAGCCUGGCCAUCAUGAUGAAACCCCAUCUCUACUAAAAAUACAAAAAUUAGCUGGGCGUGGUGGCCCACGCCUGUAAUCCCAGCUACUUGGGAGGCUAAGGCAGGAAAAUUGUUUGAACCCAGGAGGUGGAGGCUACAGUGAGCUGAGAUUGUGCCACUUCACUCCAGCCUGGGUGACAGAGUGAGACUCCAUCACAACAACAACAACAACAACAACAACAACAACAAAAAGCCUCCCCAACUAAAGCCUAGAAGAGCUUCUGAGGCGCUGCUUUGUCAAAAGGAAGUCUCUAGGUUCUGAGCUCUGAAGCCCCUUGGCUUUGCCAGGGCUCUGUGACCAGGAAGGAAGUCAGUGUGCCUCUAGAGGCAAGGAGGGGAGGAACACUGCACUCCUAAGCUUCCAUCUCAACCCCUCACAGGAGCUUACUGGCAAACAUGAAAAAUCGGCUUUCCAUUAAAGUUCUCAAUGCAACUAU
This is a messenger RNA of Pongo pygmaeus (Bornean orangutan), 1051 nucleotides long. RefSeq names its product C-C motif chemokine ligand 5 (gene CCL5). The record is from RefSeq and is a predicted model, not a curated record. Gene Ontology annotation, cellular component: extracellular region. The coding region runs from base 60 to 335 and encodes 91 amino acids. Gene Ontology annotation, biological process: antimicrobial humoral immune response mediated by antimicrobial peptide; eosinophil chemotaxis; chemokine-mediated signaling pathway. Lineage: Eukaryota; Metazoa; Chordata; Mammalia; Primates; Hominidae. Gene Ontology annotation, molecular function: chemokine activity; CCR chemokine receptor binding. The transcript has 3 exons.